GCCGGGGCGGGGCCGCGAGCGGCAUGGAGGAGGCGGAGGCCGCGGAGCGCCGGGCCGAGCAGUGCGGGCCCGAGCGGGGCCCGAGCGGGGCCCGGGCCCCCUGAGCCAUUCCUGAAGGCAUGGGUUGGCCAGGACAGUGGUGACCCCCCAAUCCGGCAUGGACGACUGGAAGCCCAGCCCCCUCAUCAAGCCCUUUGGGGCUCGGAAAAAGCGGAGCUGGUAUCUUACCUGGAAGUAUAAACUGACCAACCAGCGGGCCCUGCGGAGAUUCUGUCAGACAGGAGCUGUGCUUUUCCUACUGGUGACCGUCAUUGUCAACAUCAAGUUGAUCCUGGACACGCGGAGAGCAAUCAGCGAGGCCAAUGAAGACCCGGAGCCAGAAAAAGACUAUGAUGAGGCCUUGGGCCGACUGGAGUCCCCACGGCGCAGAGGCAGUGGUCCCCGACGGGUGCUGGAUGUGGAGGUAUACUCAAGCCGCAGCAAAGUGUACGUAGCAGUGGACGGCACUACGGUGCUGGAGGAUGAGGCCCGGGAGCAGGGCCGGGGCAUCCAUGUCAUCGUCCUCAACCAGGCCACGGGCCAUGUGAUGGCAAAGCGGGUGUUUGACACGUACUCGCCUCAUGAGGAUGAGGCCAUGGUGCUGUUCCUCAACAUGGUGGCACCUGGCCGAGUGCUCAUCUGCACCGUCAAGGAUGAGGGCUCCUUCCACCUCAAGGACACAGCCAAGGCUCUGCUGAGGAGCCUAGGCAGCCAGGCCGGCCCUGCCCUGGGCUGGAGGGACACCUGGGCCUUCGUGGGACGAAAAGGAGGUGCCAGGACCGUAGGCCAUCCGCCCUGUAGUCCUGUCCUCGGGGAGAAACAUUCUAAGUCACCUGCCCUCUCCUCCUGGGGGGAUCCAGUCCUACUGAAGACAGAUGUGCCGCUGAGCUCAGCUGAAGAAGCAGAGUGCCACUGGGCAGACACAGAGCUGAACCGUCGCCGCCACCGCUUCUGCAGCAAAGUCGAGGGCUAUGGGAGUGUGUGCAGCUGCAAGGACCCCACACCCAUCGAGUUCAGCCCUGACCCACUCCCAGACAACAAGGUCUUCAAUGUGCCUGUGGCUGUCAUUGCGGGGAACCGGCCCAAUUACCUGUACCGGAUGCUGCGCUCUCUACUCUCAGCCCAGGGGGUGUCUCCCCAGAUGAUAACAGUUUUCAUCGACGGCUACUAUGAGGAGCCGAUGGAUGUGGUGGCGCUGUUUGGUCUGAGGGGCAUCCAGCACACUCCCAUCAGCAUCAAGAACGCCCGUGUGUCUCAGCACUACAAGGCCAGCCUCACUGCCACUUUCAACCUGUUUCCGGAAGCCAAGUUUGCUGUGGUUCUGGAGGAGGACCUGGACAUCGCUGUGGAUUUUUUCAGUUUCCUGAGCCAAUCCAUCCACCUGCUGGAGGAGGACGACAGCCUGUACUGUAUCUCUGCCUGGAAUGACCAGGGGUACGAACACACAGCUGAGGACCCAGCACUGCUGUACCGUGUGGAGACCAUGCCUGGGCUGGGAUGGGUGCUCAGGAAGUCCUUGUACAAGGAGGAGCUUGAGCCCAAGUGGCCCACACCGGAAAAGCUCUGGGACUGGGAUAUGUGGAUGCGGAUGCCGGAGCAACGCCGAGGCCGAGAGUGCAUCAUCCCUGACAUUUCCCGAUCCUACCACUUUGGCAUCGUUGGCCUCAACAUGAAUGGCUACUUCCAUGAGGCCUACUUCAAGAAGCACAAGUUCAACACGGUUCCAGGUGUCCAGCUGAGGAACGUGGACAGUCUGAAGAAAGAAGCGUAUGAAGUGGAAGUUCACAGGCUGCUCAGUGAAGCUGAGGUUCUGGACCACAGCAAGAACCCUUGUGAAGACUCUUUCCUGCCAGACACGGAGGGCCACACCUAUGUGGCCUUUAUCCGAAUGGAGAAGGAUGAUGACUUCACCACCUGGACCCAGCUUGCCAAGUGCCUCCAUAUCUGGGACCUGGAUGUACGUGGCAACCACCGGGGCCUGUGGAGAUUGUUUCGGAAGAGGAACCACUUUCUGGUGGUGGGGGUCCCAGCCUCCCCCUACUCAAUGAAGAAGCCACCAUCAAUCACCCCAAUUUUCUUGGAGCCACCCCCAAAGGAGGAGGGAGCCCCAGGAGCUGCAGAACAGACAUGAGACCUCCUCCAGGACCCUGCAGGGCUGGGUACUGUGUACCCCCAGGCAGGCUAGCCCUUCACCCAAUCCUGUAGGAUUUUGUAGACACUCUCAGGGGCUGGGGCUGGUUUGUUUUUAACAUGAGACUUAAUUACUAACUCCCAGGGGAGGGUUCCCCUGCUCCAACAUCCCUGUUCCUGAGUUGGAGGUCUAUUUAUUUACUUCCUUGUCGGGAAAGGGCAGGAUAGUACCUGGGAAUCUUUGGGAUCCCUGGGCAGCUGAUCCUGCCCUUUGUAUACUCCCUCCUCCCAGGCCUGGCUCAGAAUCUAACCUAUUUAUUGACUGUCCUGAGGGCCUUGGAAACCGGCGGAAGCCUGUAGGGCCUUGAUUUUUUUUUUUGGACUGGGGUGCUGCCCUGAGGGUGGGGCAGGCUCUUACUCAGGAAACUGCUGUGCCCAACACAUGGACAGGCCCAGCAGGGGCCCACCUGCUGAUGCAGACUCACUCAGAGACCCUCAGACACUGAACCAGGCCUCUUUCAGCCUCCUCUUUGUCCAGAUUUCCAAAGCUGGAUGAGGUGGUCAUUGAUUAAAAAAGGAGAAAAGCUC
Messenger RNA from Globicephala melas (long-finned pilot whale), 2757 nucleotides. RefSeq names its product protein O-linked mannose N-acetylglucosaminyltransferase 1 (beta 1,2-) (gene POMGNT1). Lineage: Eukaryota; Metazoa; Chordata; Mammalia; Artiodactyla; Delphinidae. Gene Ontology annotation, biological process: protein O-linked glycosylation via N-acetylgalactosamine. Gene Ontology annotation, cellular component: Golgi membrane. The record is from RefSeq and is a predicted model, not a curated record. Gene Ontology annotation, molecular function: beta-1,3-galactosyl-O-glycosyl-glycoprotein beta-1,3-N-acetylglucosaminyltransferase activity.